AUGAACUUCAGCAGAGAGGUGGCCCGACAGACCAGUUGUUACACAUACGUGAUAGAGGAUGACGAUCCAGCCCUGGCAAGACUAAAUGUAUUCGAGUUGGCAGAGAAGGGCGACCUGGCUGUGCUGGAGAACCUGGUGAGGAAGAGCCCAGAGGUCCUGAGUGAGAAAGAUGAAUGUGGAGCUAGUCCCCUUCAUCACGCCGCUGCAGGGGACCACGUCACCCUCAUCCAAUUCAUCACCUCUGUCAUAGACUCACAGGAUCUGAACAGCUGUGAUGAGCAGGGCAACGUGCCCCUACACUGGGCAGUGGAGAGGAACAAGGCAGAGAGCUGCAGGGCUCUUCUGGACCUGGGGGCCGAUCCCAACAUCCUCAACAAGGGCCUCCUGGCCCCACUGCACCUGGCUGUCAGCCACGGACACAACAACCUGGUGGAGCUGCUGCUGUCCUACAGUGCUACAGACUGCAAUCUACAGGGAGACCUUGGGAACACCCCUGUGAUACUUGCCUGCUCCAUCAAUAACUGUGAGGCUCUCAGCACAUUGCUAAAGCAUGGAGCGCGGCUUUGCCAACAGAACAAGCUCGGCCAUUUCCCCAUGCAUGCAGCUGCCUUCGCAGGUGCAAAGAAAGCCAUGGAAGUGAUCCUGAUGGCAGGAGAGAAGUUGGGCCACACACUUGAAUCCCACAUCAACUAUGUAGACAAGUCCAGGAGCAGUCCCCUCCAUCUGGCUGUACGUGGCGGGAAUAUCGAGGCAAUCCGUCUCUGCAUUGCUACCGGGGCCAGAGUUGACCAGCAGCAGAAUGACAGAUCCACACCGCUUCAUUUGGCCUGCACCCAGGGGGCUACUGAGGUAGUCAAACUGAUGCUGUCCUCCUUUGACCAAGUGGAAGACAUCAUCAACCUAACUGAUGGAGCGAAUCAGACCCCUCUGCAUAGGGCUACAAUAUUCGACCACACAGAGCUGGCAGAGUACCUCAUUUCUUUGGGUGCAGACCUGAACAGCAUUGAUUGUAAAGGAAACUCUCCUUUGCUGCUUGCUACGAGCUGUGGAGCAUGGAAAACUGUGGCUCUGCUACUGUCAAAGGGGGCAAAUGUCAAUGUUAAAGACAGAUGCGGUUGUAACUUUCUUCACCUGUCCAUUCUCCAGCCCAAGGGCCUUAAAAACCUGCCGGAGGAGGUCCUGCAGCUCAGCAGUGUGAAGGCGCUGCUGAGCUGUGAGGACAACGAGGGAUGCACUCCACUCCACUACGCUUGCCGACUGGGUAUCCAUGACUCAGUGAAGAACAUGCUGGGCCUCUCGGGGCAGGUCGGCCUCGAAUGCAAGUCCAAGGACAAGAAGUCUGCCCUGCACUUUGCUGCUCAGUAUGGACGUUUCAAUACAUGUCAGAGAUUACUGGAGACCAUAACGGACUCUCGUCUGCUAAAUGAAGGCGAUGAGCGAGGCCUGACACCACUGCAUUUGGCUUCAAAAGAGGGCCACACCAAGGUGGUUCAACUGCUGCUGCGCAAAGGAGCUCUCUUUCACAGUGAUUACAAGGGCUGGACUUGUCUGCACCAUGCUGCAUCUGCAGGAUACACACAAACUAUGGACAUUCUCCUGUCGGCCAAUCUCAAGUUACUGGAUAAAACAGAUGAAGAUGGGAACACUGCACUGCACAUCGCAGCAAGAGAGGGACACGUGGCCGCAGUCAAGCUCAUGCUGUCUCGGAGAGCAGAGCUCACAUUAAACAAGAAUGACACGUCGUUCCUCCACGAAGCUCUGCAGAAUGGGAGAAAAGAUGUGGUCAAUGCUGUAAUUGACAGUGACAGAUCUGUUGAGGCUUUGAGCCUGUUCACGCCCGGCUCUGGCCAGCGAUGUCCUAUACUAGACAUGAUUGAGUUUCUUCCUGAGACCUACAAGCACCUGUUGGACUGCUGUGUGACAGAGUCUGAUGAUGAUCACAACAGUCCUGACUAUCAUAUUGAAUACAAUUUCAAGUGGCUCCAAGCCCCUCUUACACAGAUGAAGGAAACUGAGAAGACCCUGCGGGUUCCACCACUAGCUGCACUAAACGCAAUGGUGCAGUAUAACCGCAUUGAACUCCUCAACCACCCUGUCUGCAAAAAGUACCUCGCAAUGAAGUGGUUUGCGUAUGGGAGCACAGCUCAUGUGCUCAACAUGUUCUUGUACCUGUUAGGUCUGCUGCCUCUCACUCACCUGAUAGUGACUCUGAGGCCCAGCAUGAACACCACUGAAACAGGAGAACACACCAUCACCAUGGUGUCCACAUCUUUCAUGAAGCAAAGUCUGUUCGUGACGUUCUGUAUGGUGAUGGUCUUGGUCAUGAACGCCUACUCCAUAGUGAAGGAAGUGGUGCAGAUAUCACAACAGCACUGGAAUUACUUCAAGGAUUAUUCCAACCAGAGUGACUGGUUUUCAGCGAUUUUCUCUCUCCUGUUCAUCAUACCCACCAUGCUCAAUGUCGAAGGUUCUUUACACUGGCAAGCAGGGGCAUUGGCAGUUUUAUCCUCCUGGAUUGGAUUUCUCCUUUAUCUUCAGAGGUUUGAGGGUGUUGGCAUCUACGUUGUAAUGUUUUGGGAGAUCAUGAGGACACUGUUUCGUAUUGUGAUGCUGUUUGUGUAUCUGAUGUUGGCCUUUAGUUUGGCCUUCCACGCACUGAUGCUCAACCAGAAAGAGUUUGACACCGUGCCACUCUCAGUGGUACAAACCUUUGUGAUGAUGGUCGGGGAACUGAACUACCAGAAUAACUUCCUGGAUGCUUUUCUGAAGAAUGAGCUUCCUUUUGAUCUCCUGACUUACAUUAUUUUUGUGCAGUUUGUUCUGCUCAUGCCAAUACUGCUGGUGAACCUGAUGAUCGGUUUAGCAGUUGGAGACAUUGCCGAAGUACAAAGAAAUGCUGCCUUAAAGAGAAUAGGCAUGCAGAUUGAGCUCCACACUGCUCUGGAAGAUAAGCUGCCUUAUUGGUUUAUGAAACGAGUCGACAAACCCUCCCUCGUCAUCUACCCCAAUCGCAACUGCUCCAGGAACUUCAUAAGGCAGUUACUCACAGGAGAGGAGGAGACAAAUGAUGUGUGGAAUCGUCUGCAGGUCAAAUCACAGGCCUGCACUGUGUUGGAGAAUGAGCUCAAAAAGCAGAAGCGCCGGAUGAAAGAGGUGUCGAGCAUGAUGGAGAAGCAGCACAACCUCCUGAAGCUCAUCAUCCAGAAGAUGGAGAUCACCUCAGAGGCGGACGAGUAUGACGGCCCCGUGCACGACAGGGGCCAAAUGUGGCCGAGCCUGAUUAAGGCUAAACCCAGAGGGCACAGCGUGUCACGGUGGGUUCCUCUGAUGAAGGCCAUCGAGUCCAAAAGAAACUGAAGAGCAGGAGAUAAGGUCUCAAC
Molecule: messenger RNA, 3380 nt
Organism: Plectropomus leopardus (leopard coralgrouper)
Lineage: Eukaryota; Metazoa; Chordata; Actinopteri; Perciformes; Serranidae
Source: RefSeq, a predicted model, not a curated record